AAGAAAAUAUUGUAAUUAUAUACUUACUGGAGAUUUAAUUGGAACUUAUUGUCCACUUCUCUAAUCAACUUCUAAGAUUUGUAAUUGAAAAAUCACUUAGAUGGGUUUAAAGCUUAAACCAACUCAAAUUUAAGUGAGUUGUUGCAGCAUUUUCACCUUGUGAUCUACUAAUUUCUAGCGCAAACAACCUUCCUAACUAGCAAAAAACACACAAAUUAUUUCAUCAUUAAGAUUGAUCUAUAAAACCAACAAACUUUAGCUGAGUUGUUUGAAAAAGGAAAAAGGUCCCCCAUGUUACAUCUGCAAUUUGCAUUUAUAUUCCAUGGUGUCUCACUUGCAAUGGCCAACUGUCUAUAUUGGAAAGCUAACCCUCAAUUUCCAAAAAGUGAAAGUGCAUUGAUUACAUUCAAUUUCUCAUUUACUGUCAUUUAAUACUACUAUUCACGGGUCACCACAAUUUUGGUCGAUUUAAGCAUCCUAUAGCACACACAGAGCUUAAGAAGCUAGAGAAACACUGGUUUAAACUAAGAAGGAAAGAAAUGGAAGGGAUAAUGCACAGAAUGGUGAGUGUGAAUGGUAUCAACAUGCAUAUUGCUGAGAAAGGGGAAGGGCCAGUGAUACUAUUUCUAUAUGGAUUCCCACAGCUCUGGUACACCUGGCGCCAUCAGAUUCUUGCUUUAAGCUCGCUUGGAUACCAUGCUGUUGCCCCAGACCUUAGAGGCUAUGGUGAUAGUGAUGCUCCAGCUUCAAGCAGUAGCUAUACCUGCCUCCACAUUGUUGGUGACCUUAUAGCUCUUAUUGAUCAAUUUGGAGUAGAGCAAGUGUUUCUUGUGGCUCAUGAUUGGGGUGCCAUUGUUGGGUGGUACUUGUGCUUGUUUAGGCCUGAUAGAGUGAAGGCAUUUGUUUGCCUUAGUGUUCCUUACAAGCCAAGAAAUCCAAAGAUGAAACCUGUAGAGCAGGGCUUGCGACUUCUCUAUGGAGAUGACUAUUACAUUUGCAGAUUUCAGGAACCAGGGGAAAUUGAAGCUGAAAUAGCACGUGCAGGUACUGCAGAAGUCCUGAAGAAAAUCUGGACAAUUCGCAAACCAGGUGCCCCUUGCAUGCCUAAAGAAAAUUCAUUUGAAAUCUGUCCAGAGAAUCCAUCAACUUUACCCUCUUGGCUUAAAGAAGAAGACCUUGCUUAUUAUGUGUCCAAAUUUAAUCAGAAAGGCUUCACUGGAGGGUUAAACUGCUACAGAGCUAUGGACUUGAACUGGGAGCUCACAGCCUCAUGGACUGAUGUAGAGGUGAAAGUAUCCAUAAAAUUUGUUGUUGGGGAUUUGGACAUGGUGUAUACCACCCCAGGGAUAAAGGAAUAUGUACACAGCAGUGGUUUCAGGCAUUGCGCACCUUUAUUAAAGGAUAUUGUUGUGAUGGAAGGAGUUGGUCACUUCAUCAACGAGGAAAGAGCAGAGGAGAUCAACACUCUUAUUUAUGACUUCAUUAGGAAAUACUGAUCACCUCACAUUCUCUAUUUCCUACCAUGUUUCAAGAUAUUAAUUCCUUUCUCUAUUUUUCCUACUAUGCUGCUGUUGCCCAUGUUUUAUUCGGCAAUGAGACAUUGUCUUUCCGAGCACCAUAAGAAUUCUACACGAUGUAUGUUUUACCAUAUUGGCAGGAGAAAUUUGGCUCAGAUCAUCACUUUCA
Molecule: messenger RNA, 1686 nt
Organism: Hevea brasiliensis (rubber tree)
Lineage: Eukaryota; Viridiplantae; Streptophyta; Magnoliopsida; Malpighiales; Euphorbiaceae
Molecular function (GO): hydrolase activity
Source: RefSeq, a predicted model, not a curated record